AUGCCAUCUUAUAUGGUUUCUGUUAAAGAACAUACAUCUUCGGAACAACAUAUAAAUGCAAUAAAACUUGAUACUGCUGAAAAAUUAAAAGACAAAGAAUCAGAACAACUUAUACAAAAAAACAACGGUCAUAUAGUUAGAAUUUUAAAAAUCGUAUAUACACUUAUAAGGCAAGAUAUACCAUUAUCCAAGCUUCCUUACUUCGUUCAAUUGUCUCGUGAAUUGGAGUCACCAUUUAUUAUAGAUGGUCAAAUUACUUAUGAAAAUAAAGUAUCUGGUCGUGAGUUUGCAUUUGCUAUAUCAAAUAUAAUCAAAGCUAAAAUAUGGAAAGAAAUUGGCGAAGCUGUAUCUUUCAAUAUUAUGAUUGAUAAGAUUCAUAUCCUUCAAGAAUACCAACGAAUUCUUGAUUGUCCUGAGAUCCAUUUAAAGAAAUUAAAAGAAAUACGAUGGCUUGGCUGGUAUGAAGCUGUUGAAAAUUUUGUUAAAACAUUACCUGCCAUACUUUCACAACUUCAAAGUAACGAUAGCCAAUUAGUAUCAUUAAAUAAAUUUUUUCAAAAGCGAAAUCUUUAUUUUCGCAACAUCAUUCCUAUGAUUGAUGCUACAAUUACAAGCAUUCAAAAAGAUUAUAUUAUAGAUUCAAAUUUGGGCUAUCAUCUUCAAGUUUUUAUCGAUCAUACGAAUCCAUUUAAUAAUA
This is a messenger RNA of Racocetra persica, 697 nucleotides long. Lineage: Eukaryota; Fungi; Glomeromycota; Glomeromycetes; Diversisporales; Gigasporaceae. The record is from the annotation of a GenBank genome assembly.